AAGUUCCGGCUGGAAGACUUGUCCACGCUCUCCUGACUCCUCUCUAGCUCUUUUAUCUCACAGCCUUCUCCAAGUCUUGCAUGAGUUUUGCUUCCACUCCUCAGAGGGUCCAAAUAUUCCUUGGUCACCUUUUUCAUUAAAGCACCUUUACGCUACGGGUCGCCAUUAGAGUCAAUCAACAUCCUCCUAGCGAGGAAAGGGAGCCGGGAGCUGCCAGUGCGCCGGGCGUUAUCAUAGAGAGGAAGCCACCUCUCUGGGCUGAGUUUGCAGUCUCUAUGGUUCAGCUGAGAUGGUGGCGGUAAGGGGAACACAGUAAGGCCGCACUGCGCAGGCGCAGUCGGCUUCUCACUUUUUUUUUUUUUUUUUUUUUAAUCCCCGCACCAAGCGCUUAACCUCAUUGGGGUGGAGGAGAAGGCGGCGGCUGUCCGGUCCGCAGCCCCAACAGUUGUGAAUAAUAGAGCUAAUGGACUGCUGAACUAUGAAGGAUUUCAGACCUAGUCGUGGGUCAUCACUCCACCACUCUCGCCUUUAUCGCCUACUAGUUAUUUAAAUUGGACUUUUAAUAUCCGACCAGCUGCUCUUCAGACACACAUGGUGCAUUGCUGCCAUUCCCCGGAUUGCAUCUUUGAAACACACACUCUUAGUAGCCUUCAGCGAACAAAGAGGCCACCUCCCGGUACAGCUACCGGGAGGGAGUCAUCCUGACCGCCCCCUAGCCUUGGCCGGAUCUGGAUUUGAAUCCUACCAUGGAACCUCGAAUGGAGUCCUGUCUGGCCCAGGUGCUGCAGAAGGAUGUGGGGAAACGGCUGCAGGUUGGCCAGGAACUAAUAGACUAUUUCUCAGACAAGCAGAAGUCUGCUGACCUUGAGCAUGACCAGACCAUGUUAGAUAAGCUUGUGGAUGGACUCGCUACCUCUUGGGUGAACUCUAGCAAUUACAAGGUGGUUCUACUGGGCAUGGACAUCCUGUCUGCACUGGUGACAAGGCUGCAGGACCGGUUCAAGGCGCAAAUUGGCACAGUGUUGCCAAGUCUGAUAGACAGACUGGGAGAUGCUAAGGACUCCGUGAGGGAGCAAGACCAAGCCCUGCUGCUAAAGAUCAUGGAUCAAGCUGCUAACCCCCAGUACGUGUGGGACAGGAUGCUCGGAGGUUUCAAACACAAGAACUUCCGCACGAGAGAGGGCAUCUGCCUCUGCCUUAUUGCAACACUCAAUGCCUCUGGGGCACAGACUCUAACACUAAGCAAGAUUGUGCCACAUAUAUGUAACUUACUGGGAGACCCCAACAGCCAGGUUAGAGAUGCAGCAAUAAACAGUCUGGUGGAGAUUUACAGACAUGUAGGCGAACGUGUGCGGGCAGACCUCAGUAAGAAAGGGCUGCCACAGUCCCGGUUGAAUGUCAUUUUUACAAAAUUUGAUGAAGUCCAAAAGUCUGGAACUAUGAUACAGUCUGCAAAUGAUAAAAACUUUGAUGAUGAGGAUUCUGUGGAUGGAAACAGGCCUUCUUCUGCCAGCUCCUCCUCAUCCAAGGCCCCGUCUAGUUCCCGGAGGAAUGUUAGCAUGGGGACAACCCGUCGGCUUGUGUCCUCCAGUCUUGGAUCUAAGUCUUCAGCUGCAAAAGAAGGUGCUGGUGCUGUGGAUGAAGAGGAUUUUAUUAAAGCCUUUGAUGAUGUGCCCGUAGUGCAGAUUUACUCCAGCCGAGACCUCGAGGAAUCCAUAAACAAAAUUAGAGAAAUCCUGUCAGAUGACAAGCAUGACUGGGAACAGAGAGUCAAUGCUCUAAAAAAGAUGAGGUCGUUGCUCUUGGCUGGGGCUGCCGAGUACGAUAACUUCUUUCAACACUUGCGUCUUCUGGAUGGAGCCUUCAAACUCUCUGCUAAGGACCUGCGGUCUCAGGUAGUGCGGGAAGCUUGCAUCACAUUGGGGCAUCUGUCAUCAGUUCUGGGAAAUAAGUUUGAUCAUGGAGCUGAAGCCAUUAUGCCAACUAUCUUUAAUUUAAUCCCAAACAGUGCCAAAAUUAUGGCUACUUCUGGUGUUGUAGCUGUGAGGCUAAUCAUUCGGCACACGCACAUCCCUCGGCUAAUUCCUGUCAUAACAAGCAACUGUACCUCGAAGUCUGUCGCAGUUAGAAGGCGCUGUUUUGAAUUUUUAGAUUUGCUUCUACAAGAAUGGCAGACACAUUCACUGGAAAGACACAUAUCAGUAUUAGCGGAAACGAUAAAGAAAGGAAUCCACGAUGCCGAUUCUGAAGCAAGAAUAGAAGCCAGAAAAUGCUACUGGGGUUUCCACAGUCACUUCAGCCGAGAAGCAGAGCACUUGUACCACACGCUGGAGUCCUCCUACCAGAAGGCCCUGCAGUCCCACCUGAAGAACUCGGACAGCAUUGUGUCUCUGCCUCAGUCAGACCGAUCCUCAUCCAGCUCUCAGGAGAGUCUCAACCGGCCCCUUUCUGCCAAGAGAAGUCCCACCGGCAGCACCACAUCCAGAGCCUCUACAGUUAGUACCAAAUCUGUGUCAACGACAGGAUCCCUCCAGCGAUCUCGAAGCGAUAUUGACGUCAACGCAGCAGCCAGUGCCAAAUCCAAAGUCUCCUCAUCCUCGGGCUCCACCGCCUUCAGCUCUGCAGCAGCGUUGCCUCCAGGGUCUUAUGCAUCUUUAGAAUCCAGACACGUGAGGGAAGACUUGGAGUACGUAGGCCUGGAUGCAGGUCGGAUCCGUACCAGACGGCAAAGCUCUGGGAGUGCCACCAAUGUCGCCUCCACACCCUCGGAUAGUCGGGGCCGCAGUCGCGCCAAAGUGGUUUCACAGUCUCAGCCUGGCAGCCGGUCAAGUUCCCCAGGGAAGCUGUUGGGAAGCGGCUAUGGUGGUCUUGCUGGGGGUUCCUCAAGAGGCCCACCUGUAACACUGUCUUCAGAAAAACGAAGCAAGAUCCCCAGGAGUCAGGGAUGUAGCCGAGAAACAAGUCCUAACCGCAUUGGAUUAGCACGGAGCAGCCGUAUCCCCCGACCCAGCAUGAGUCAGGGGUGCAGCCGCGAUACCAGCCGUGAGAGCAGCCGCGAUACAAGCCCUGCUCGGGGCUUCACUCCACUCGAUCGGUUUGGGCUGGGCCAGUCAGGAAGAAUCCCUGGUUCCGUGAAUGCCAUGCGAGUAUUGAGCACCAGCACAGACCUAGAAGCUGCCGUGGCUGAUGCGCUGCUGUUAGGAGACGCCAGGAGCAAGAAGAAGCCUGUGAGGAGGAGGUACGAGCCCUAUGGAAUGUACUCUGACGAUGACGCCAACAGCGACGCCUCCAGUGUGUGCUCUGAGCGCUCAUAUGGCUCCAGGAACGGUGGCAUUCCUCAUUAUCUGCGGCAGACUGAGGACGUAGCCGAAGUUCUCAACCACUGUGCUAGUUCCAACUGGUCCGAAAGGAAAGAGGGGCUCCUGGGCCUGCAGAACUUACUGAAGAGCCAAAGAACACUGAGUCGAGUAGAAUUGAAGAGAUUGUGUGAGAUUUUCACCCGAAUGUUUGCUGACCCUCACAGCAAGAUUGCUGAUUCAGAAGCAGAAUGUGAGGAUAAAGAAGGAAAUUUGUUUCCAUCAGAAGGCUCUUGUCCAAGAGUUUUCAGUAUGUUUUUGGAGACCCUUGUGGAUUUUAUAAUCAUUCAUAAGGAUGACUUGCAAGACUGGCUUUUCGUCCUUCUCACACAAUUACUGAAGAAAAUGGGAGCAGACUUACUUGGAUCUGUGCAAGCGAAAGUUCAGAAGGCACUGGAUGUCACCAGGGAUUCUUUUCCAUUUGAUCAACAAUUUAACAUUUUAAUGAGAUUUAUUGUGGAUCAGACUCAAACUCCAAACCUCAAGGUCAAAGUCGCAAUCCUGAAAUACAUCGAGUCUCUGGCCAGGCAGAUGGACCCCACAGAUUUUGUAAACUCCAGCGAAACAAGGCUUGCUGUUUCUAGAAUCAUAACAUGGACUACAGAACCAAAGAGUUCAGACGUGAGAAAGGCAGCACAGAUUGUGCUCAUCUCUCUGUUUGAAUUGAACACUCCUGAAUUUACCAUGUUACUUGGUGCCUUGCCAAAAACAUUCCAGGAUGGUGCCACCAAACUCCUGCAUAACCACCUCAAGAACUCCAGUAACACCGGUGUGGGAUCUCCAAGCAAUACAAUUGGCCGGACGCCUUCCCGACACCCCAGCAGCAGGACCAGCCCCCUGACCUCACCCACCAACUGUUCCCAUGGGGGACUCUCUCCAAGCAUGCUGGACUAUGACACAGAGAACCUGAACUCUGAAGAGAUCUACAGCUCUUUGCGUGGAGUCACAGAAGCCAUCGAAAAGUUCAGCUUCCGAAGCCAAGAGGACCUGAAUGAGCCAAUUAAGCGAGAUGGCAAGAAGGAUUGUGAUAUUGUGUCCCGAGAUGGGGGAGCAGCCUCACCUGCCACCGAGGGCCGGGGAGGUGGUGAGGUGGAAGGAGGCAGGAUGGCUUUGGACAACAAGACCUCCCUGCUCAACACGCAGCCUCCACGUGCCUUCCCGGGGCCACGAGCACGGGAGUAUAACCCGUAUCCCUACUCGGACACCAUCAACACCUACGACAAGACGGCGCUGAAGGAGGCAGUCUUUGACGAUGACAUGGAGCAGCUCCGAGAUGUGCCCAUUGACCACUCGGACCUGGUGGCUGACUUGCUGAAAGAGCUGUCCAACCACAACGAGCGUGUGGAGGAGCGCAAGGGUGCGCUGCUGGAGCUGCUCAAGAUCACCAGGGAGGACAGCCUGGGCGUGUGGGAGGAGCACUUCAAGACCAUCCUGCUGCUGCUGCUGGAAACUCUAGGGGACAAGGAUCACUCCAUCCGAGCUCUGGCACUGAGAGUUUUACGGGAGAUUCUGAGAAACCAACCAGCAAGAUUCAAAAACUACGCAGAACUGACUAUCAUGAAGACCCUGGAAGCCCACAAAGACUCCCACAAAGAGGUGGUGAGAGCUGCCGAGGAGGCUGCAUCCACACUAGCCAGCUCCAUCCACCCCGAGCAGUGCAUCAAAGUGCUGUGCCCAAUCAUCCAGACAGCCGACUACCCCAUCAACCUGGCUGCCAUCAAGAUGCAGACAAAAGUGGUGGAGAGGAUCACCAAGGAGUCCUUGCUGCAGCUCCUUGUCGACAUCAUCCCAGGCCUGCUGCAGGGUUACGACAACACUGAGAGCAGUGUACGGAAGGCCAGCGUGUUUUGCUUAGUGGCAAUCUAUUCCGUAAUCGGAGAAGAUCUGAAACCUCACCUUGCACAGCUCACAGGGAGCAAGAUGAAGCUCCUCAACCUUUAUAUCAAGAGGGCCCAGACCACCAACAGCAACAGCAGCUCCUCCUCCGAUGUGUCCACACACAGCUAGUGGCCGUGCCGGUCUGUGAACCCACGCGGUGGCACCUCUGCGACUCCCCAUCAGCUGUCUAGUCCCUUCGAGGAGGCCGCACAUAAUUUAUUACAAUCAGUAUUUUGGUCCCUUCCAGCUUUUGUGUAGAUUUUGCUGGUAUUGAAUGUAACGGGAGCAAGGCCUGUUAUGCAGUUUCCCUAGAAACAAAAGAACUGAGAACAGAGCCACACUCACACGUGUCUUGCACCGCCUGCUGACAUCACCAAACCAUGGAGGGCACAGUUCUUAGGACCCAGAGCUCUCCAGCCUGUGCUUGGUACACAGUAGCAUAUUUUUUCAGCCCACAGACCUGGGGGUGGUUUGGGGUGUUGCUGUGUUCUUUAUGUCUAUGUUCCUAGAGCGUGGUCAGAUGGGACAAGACCCCCACCUGUGGUCCACCUGGCCCUGAGAGAGGCUGUGUGUGUCUUUAGGUUUUGUCUUACGAGAACUUGUCAAAGUGGACCGCAGCCUGGGCACAAAAAGGACAACAACCUGGAGCUGGCCUCAUGCCAAACAGGCUGCACAGGAGCCAGGCCUGCCUUUGGGGACAGAAAUCAGUAAUGCCACCAAAAUUUUCAUGGUUGCAUUAAAUAAAAGGUGACUGCAGAAUGCCAAGAUUGGAAACAGGCUUGCAUUGUGUUUCCUUCCCAGGGAAUCACUGGCCUAACCUCUUGAAGGUCUUUUGACCCAGCAACUAAUGUAGAGUCUGGCUAAAUAUAUUUUGAUUAAAAUUCUUAAGCCAAAUGACAAUUCUUAAUGCAAUCAUGCAAACUUUUUUAGGCUGACCUUGGACUUGGUAUCCUCUUGCCUCUAGCCUCCAAAAUACUGGGUUUAUAGAUAUGGGCCACAAGCCCAGCAAAAAGAUUCUUUGGGGGAGUUAAUUUUAGCAAAGCAUGUGCCCUUGCAGUGCAGAGCCCACUUCAGCUACCAGAGAUGAAAGGAGAGGUUAGGCACUGAAUUCUCAGCCCUGAUUCCAGCACUGCUCUCUGACCUACCAAAUGAUUUGGUUGGCCAUGGUGGCGCACACCUUUAAUCCCAGCACUUGGGAGGCAGAGGCAGGUGGAUUUCUGUGAGUUCUAAUCCAGCCUUGUAUACAGAGUCAGUUCCAGGACAGCUGGGGCUAUAUAGACUCUGUCUCAAGAAACAAUCAAAAAGAGGUAGGAAGGUUGAGAAAGACCUAUGCUGUAUUUAGAAAUACACUGAAAAUGAAGGCCGUGUGUGUGUGUGUGUGUGUGUGUGUGUGUGUGAAGAGUGGCUCACACGUGUAACUGCCCCCACUGCUGCUGUCCGGAGAACUCAGGGGUGCAUUUUAAGGAUUUGCUAUUAUUGACUGGUCUGAAAUCAAAAUUUAGCAGGCCAGACCUUCAUUUUAGUUAAAAAAAAAAAAAAAAAGAAAGAAAAAAGAAAAAAAUCCUGUCUGUUAAGGGUUCAUUAAUGAAAUUCCUUCUCACCCUCCACCAGGGUCCCUGUGUUGUAGCCACUGCCCUGUAGAAUUGUGCAUCUUGGCCCGGUUACUUAGGAGUUCUCUUAUGCCUAAUGCAGUUAGAAGGGCCCUUCUCUGGAGUUCUCUGCCCCACAGAUGGUCACCAUGUCCCCACCGUAACUGGACAGUUCCAGAAUAUUGCCUGAUUUCCUCAUGGCACUCACGAAGGGCUAGCCUCGAAUGUCAUGUGCCCUCUUCCACCUGAGUAGAAAGAAUACAGUCAUUUCACAGGUCUCUUGGGCUCAAUCUGAAGACUGCUGCCCACAAUGCUGAGGAGACUCGCAUGCCAUCACCACCUCACGGAGGGCGACUGCGCCGCUCCGGAACCCUGACAGCUACUGCUGCCUUGCCUUGCCUCCACCUCCCCAAAGAACUCUGCUGGAAGCACCUAGACCCGGAAGGACUCUUCACGGCUCCCAGAACUGUGUUUGCCUCCCCAUCUAUCUUGACUAUCCAGGGCCUUGAAACCCCCUACCCUGUAUCCAGGGGGACUGCUCAUCUGACUUCCUGCUUCCUGGCAAGCUGCCCCUCCCUUACUGGACAGGCGCUCUCCAGGUACACUGGUGUGCUGUGCGGCCCUGGUGCCCACAGAUGGCCUGGGCCCGCCCGCCGUAUCUAUGGCUCACUACUAGCUUAUCACCACCUGUGCAGCUCACGCGGCAGGUUUGUCUCAGACGUCUUCUGUUUCUUUCUCUGCCACCCUUAUGGAAACUCACACUUUAAAAGACAGCAGAUUAGAACUUCGUAGACCCCCAACCAGGACUCUGCUAACAAUGUUUGGAAGAAAUAAAUGCUCUGAAAA
Myodes glareolus (Bank vole) is the source of this 7669-nucleotide messenger RNA. The record is from RefSeq and is a predicted model, not a curated record. Lineage: Eukaryota; Metazoa; Chordata; Mammalia; Rodentia; Cricetidae.